AUGAAAGCCCUCGUGGCACCCCGAAAAUGCCCUCCAUCAAACUACCAAGUCAUGGACAUGCCAACUCCUGUCCUCACACUACCCACCCACGUCCUGAUACAAGUCCACGCUGCGGCCGUAGAGCCUGGCGAGCUCCAAGCCAUCAACAGCCCCCUCGCAUCAUUCGCCAAUGCAACGUUCCCUUACAAAAUCGGCAUAGAAGGAUCCGGCGUCGUCGUAUCCACCGGCCCGGACGUCAAAACCUUCAAACCCGGCGACAAAGUCUUCGCCGCAGUCAUGGACAAGCCUUCAUUCAGAGUCCCCUGGCCGGGAUUCGUAGCCGAGUACGUCGUCGUCGAGGAGCGAUUCCUCCUGCACAAACCGCCCAACGUGUCGUUUGAAGAGGCCGCCUCCAUGGCUGGGGGUACCGUCACGGCAAUCCAAGCUAUCAGACGGGGCUUGCAGCUUGCCGGCCUGGAAGAUCUUCAGGGGAAAACUGUCUUUGUGCCUGCUGCGCUGGGGGCAACUAGUUCGAUUGCAAUACAAGUUGCGAAAAGGGUGUUUGGUGCGGAAAAGGUGAUAUCUACGGUUUCCACGGCGAAGGUACCUCUCGUGGAGGAGAGACUGCCUGGUAUGGUGGACACGUUGGUUGAUUAUCAGACGCAGCGUCAGGAGGAUCAUGUGCCAAAGGGGAGUGUUGAUUUCAUGCUCAACACGAAUUGGGCUACGUUGGGCGAUGGUAUUCCGCUGGUUAAUCCGACGGCGGGGGUGAUUGUGUCUAUUGCAGGUGUCCCUACGAAGGAGACGUUGCGGGAGAUUUUGGGGGACAAGUUCUCGUGGUGGAUGGGGUUGGUGUUGGAUGUGCUGCAGGUGCAGUAUUGGUGGAAGAUGCGUGGCACGAGCAUCAAGUAUGAUUAUGUGUCGGGGGGUCCGCAUGUUCGGGAGGAUCUGGAGACGGCGGGGGAGUUGAUUGCCCUUGGGAGGGUGAGGCCGGUGGUGAGGGUUGUGGAUUUGUGUGAUUUGGAGGCUGUUAGGAGGGGUUGUGAGGAGACGUGGUCUGGGAAGGGGGGCGUGGGAAAGUGUGUUAUUCGGAUUCGUAGCGGUGAAAGUGUUUAG
This is a messenger RNA of Pochonia chlamydosporia 170, 1095 nucleotides long. RefSeq names its product alcohol dehydrogenase. Lineage: Eukaryota; Fungi; Ascomycota; Sordariomycetes; Hypocreales; Clavicipitaceae. The record is from RefSeq and is a predicted model, not a curated record. The coding region runs from base 1 to 1095 and encodes 364 amino acids. The transcript has 2 exons. Gene Ontology annotation, molecular function: oxidoreductase activity.